Messenger RNA from Sorghum bicolor (sorghum), 1511 nucleotides. Its product is annotated as OTU domain-containing protein At3g57810. Gene Ontology annotation, biological process: protein deubiquitination; endoplasmic reticulum unfolded protein response. The record is from RefSeq and is a predicted model, not a curated record. Gene Ontology annotation, molecular function: cysteine-type deubiquitinase activity. Lineage: Eukaryota; Viridiplantae; Streptophyta; Magnoliopsida; Poales; Poaceae. Gene Ontology annotation, cellular component: cytosol; nucleus. The transcript is spliced from 7 exons. The coding region runs from base 199 to 1131 and encodes 310 amino acids.
GCGGGUGCGCGCUCGCUUGCUCGCUCACCCUCGGCUGCCGUUUACAGUUUACCCGCGUGCUCCCUCUCUCUCACUCGCUCUCGGCGACGACUCGGCUACCACCGCCGCCCUACACCAGGUUCCCAGGUCUUCGUCAGGCUCAGUCCCUCCUCCGGCAACGAGCACCCACCAGUUGACACCUGAUACUACCUGAAUCUAAUGCUUAUCAAUAUGCCUAAUAUUUGCUGGCGGAGCUUUACUUCGUGCAGCAUGUAUUCUCCAUUUAAUCAGUUACAAGGGAGUUUUACUCAAAGAGUAGAUCUAUGGAGUACUUCUUGCUCACAGGCUGCGAGGCAUCAUGCAAGGAUAGGUUCAGUUGAUUUCUCUGUUAAGAAGAACGUGAAGUCAUCUCAACUGCAAAAUGUGACAUGUUUUGUCGGUUUAGAGCAACAUUUGAAAUGCAGACUAUCAGCAAGAAGGCAUAUCCUGAAUGUAAAGUCUGAUAUACUGUCCCACCAAAAUGUUUCUAGUGUAAGCUGGAGUUUGGGAAGUAUGCCACAAAGAAUAGGAUGUGUAGUCUCUGGACUAGGUUUUGCAGUGUCUGGGCUGGCGAGUGCUGAGGGUCCUGUGAACAACAACAUAGAUAGCACCGAAGCUGACAAGUCAUCAACAAAUUUAUCUCAUGGGAAAAAGGUUUACACAGAUUAUUCUGUUACUGGCAUUCCUGGUGAUGGAAGGUGUUUGUUCCGUUCUGUGGCUCAUGGUGCCCGCAUUAGGUCAAGGAAGCCCAUACCUAAUGAGGAUCAUCAAAGAAAGCUAGCUGAUGAGUUGAGAACAAAGGUUGCAGAUGAAUUUAUCAAGAGGCGAGCAGAGACUGAAUGGUUUGUUGAGGGGGACUUUGAUACGUACGUAUCUCAGAUUAGGAAGCCACAUGUCUGGGGAGGUGAGCCAGAGUUGUUCAUGGCUUCACAUGUUCUUCAGAUGCCAAUCACCGUUUACAUGCAUGAUAAAGAAGCUGGUGGUUUAAUAGCGAUUGCUGAGUAUGGCCAAGAGUAUGGGACAGAAGCUCCCAUCCAAGUUCUUUAUCAUGGUUAUGGCCAUUAUGAUGCCCUGCAGAUACCAGGAAAGGGUGGUCCGAGGUCAAGAUUGUAGCAUUUGUAGCUCUGAAUUUAAAUGGCAGUGACGCAGCGGCAAGUCGAUGGUGCACAUUACCUAUGCUUUGGUGGCAAAGACAGAUGGCCAUAAUUCAGCUUGGUCCUUUUGACAUGCUGGAGGUGGCCACGGAACGGACAUCUGCUCAGCUCUCGUGAUCUUCAGAUGCUCCUGACUUCCUAAACAGCGCGACAAUUAUGAGGAGUUGUCCUGGUUUCGUUGAAUGUACUGCUGGAGUAGUGGAGUCAAAAGCUGUAUAGAGGUGAAACCAUUAUGUUGAACCAAGUACCAGACUGUGGGCUCGAGUGAAACCAGCGGCCUCCGCCCCCGCUGCUCGCGUAACAGCUUCACAUGCUGGAUUCCAGAGCUUAAUAUUCUUA